UUCGUGUGAUUUGACCCCACUGCUGGUCGGGAUAUGUUCUAGUAAAAAAAAAAAAAAAAGAGCGAUUAACGGAGUCUUAACGCGGGGGAGCUCAUGUGGAGACCAGAUGAGAGCGCAGCGCGGCGGUGCGCCGGUCUAACGUCGUUUUCCCACUCUCACGGUCCUGUCGUUUUGGAUGACCGGCGGUCAGUGGACUGCUGCAGGUUAUAGACUCGUGGUCGACAGUGGCACCGGGCGUUUUGAUGUAACCUCAUCGGGAACUAAUUUAAAAACGCCUCGCUUGCCCCACCACUCCUCCAGGAGCCACACACACACACACACACACAGCACACAGAGCCUUGCGCGGCGCAAGACUGAGAAACAAAGUGGAUAUGGUUUCUAAUUUGGCAUUGGAAAAUGAUCUGAUCAGCAGAGGGAUUAUUUAACAUAUUCUUCGAUGAGUGGAGCUCUUCGCCUCGCUUGACGAGGGGGUGUGGAAGGGAUAAACGGAAGAGAAGGAGUCUACCUGACCGGAGAGAAGGAGGAGAGGGAGACGCGCAGGUGACCUGUUUCCAUUGGAGGAUAAUGGAACGGCUGUGGCUGUCUUUGCUGUUGCUGGCAGCAGCAUGCAGAGGACAGCCAUGUCCAAAACGCUGUAUGUGCCAGAGCCUCUCUCCAUCGCUGGCUAUCCUCUGCUCCAAGACGGGCUUGCUGUUCGUUCCUGCAGCCAUUGACCGGCGCACCGUGGAGCUACGACUUCAAGAGAACUUUAUCACAGCUGUCCGAAGAAAGGAUUUUGCCAACAUGACCAGCCUGCUACAUUUGACCCUCUCCAGAAACACCAUCAGUCAGAUACUCCCUUCAGCAUUUAGUGACCUGCGACGACUGCGAGCGCUCCACCUAGACUCUAAUAGAUUAACUGUGAUAAAGGACGAUCAUUUCAAAGGCCUGACCAACCUUCGCCACCUAAUACUCGCCAACAACCAGCUCCACAACAUUUCGCCCCAUGCCUUUGAUGACUUUCUGUCAACACUGGAGGAUCUUGACCUCAGCUACAACAACCUUGCCCAGGUGCCAUGGGACACGGUUGGGCGCCUGACCAAUGUCAAUACCCUAAAUAUGGAUCAUAACCUCAUAGAGAACGUUCCCCAGGGGGUAUUCACCAACCUGCACAAACUGGCAAGGCUUGAUAUGACAUCCAACAAACUGAAGAAAAUUCCCCCCGAUCCCUUGUUCCUGAGAAUCCCAGUUUAUGCCAAGUCCAGAGGAUCCCCUCUGUCCUCGCUGGUGCUGAGUUUCGGUGGGAACCCACUUCACUGUAAUUGUGAACUUCUGUGGUUGAGGAGACUUACCAGGGAAGAUGACCUUGAGACAUGCGCCUCUCCCCCUGACCUCAGUGCCAAAUAUUUCUGGACGAUACCUGAAGAGGAGUUCAUUUGUGACCCACCAGUUCUAACCCGGAAGUCACCUCACACCAUGGCAAUGGAGGGUCAACCUGCCAGCCUGAAAUGCAAAGCAAAUGGCGAUCCAGAGCCUGAAGUCCACUGGAUCAGCCCAGAGGGGCGACUUAUAUCUAACAGCUCCAGAACUUUAGUUUUCCCAAAUGGAAGCCUGGAGAUCAACGUAACAUCACUGAAGGAUUCCGGAAACUUCACGUGCAUCGCCUCCAAUGCAGCUGGCGAAUCCACGGGGAGGGUGGAGCUUGUUGUCACGGCGAUGCCCCAUCUUGCAAACAGCACGAGUCGUAGCCGAGACCCGUCCUCUGAGCCCGCCCCCUCUGAUAUUUUAACAUCCUCCAAGGUAGCACUGCCCAACAAUGAGACGCGGGGAGCGGACCGGAGAGUUUCCUUGGUGGAACUGAGAGGAAACUCUGCCCUCAUUAGAUGGACCAGCCAGACGCCACCGAUAUCUGGAGUCAGGAUGUUCCAAAUUCAGUACAACAGCUCUGGGGAUGACGCGCUGGUUUACAGGAUGAUCCCGUCCAGCAGCAACGACUUCCUGGUGCGGGACCUUGCCGCUGGACGCAGCUAUGACCUUUGCGUCCUGGCCGUGUUCGACGAUGUCAUUACAUCGCUGACUGCGACCCGCCCUUUGGGCUGUCUGUCAUUCACCACAGACACAGAGUUCAGCCAGUGCCAAGCACUGCACAGCCACUUCCUAGGUGGAACUAUGAUCAUCAUCAUUGGAGGGAUUAUUGUUGCUUCUGUGCUGGUGUUUAUCAUCAUCCUAAUGAUACGUUACAAGGUUUACAGCCACCAAGGGGCAGGCCACGGGAAAGCAGCCAUUGCGGCCAGUGUGCCAAGACCGCAGAGCAAUGGACAAGGAGGAAGUGGACAAGUCCAAGUCCUCCCUCACUCUGCUUCAAAAAUCACUGAGACUCAUGAGGACCAAGCGCUAGCGUCGUCCAGAGCCAUGUCGCCUAGCAACACCCUGAGAGACACAGUUGCACUGGUUGAGGAGAGCAGUGGACGGAGCAUAAUGACAAGGACCGACUCCCUGGCCAAUGAGGAGAUGCUCUCGCCCACAAAAGCCCGCUUCUCCUCCAGGGUCGCCAUUGAGAUGAAAAGCAGACCGCCAUCUGUUGCCAAAGAGCCCACCUCCCCCAAGGAACUGGCAGCAGCAGACAACAGGCGGCUCCAUAGUGUCCAAUGGAGAGACUUUAAGAUCUGAUGGUCUCUCGGCCUCACAAAGAGAUCGUGUCCACACUUCACAUAAAGAGUAAUGAUUGGAACUAAGAACUUGAGCACCCCUGUACCGUUUUCCUUCCUGUAGUCAUCUACCCUGGAGAUUCUUGUCACCACCACUAUACAAUAAAGCAAGACAGAACUGCAUUCGUUUAAGGUUCCUGAAGCCUAGAAAAUACCAGCGUUGCAACAGCUGUCAUUUGAGCGUUGAUUUAUUUGAGAUAAUGUCAUUAUUUUUGCUCAACUCAAAUGAGAGGCUUUCCAUAUGAUAUUCUGUUUUUUAAAUAUUUGGAAUUGAAAAGAAGUGACAUUGUUGCCUAUUGAAGAAGCAGAAAACAAACAAAAAGAGUGGUAAAAUGUAUUAUGUUCAUCAACGCAAAUUACCUUUAUUGUAUUAGGGUGAAGGCAGGAAUAAAAUCCGCUGCUUGAUAAAACAUCAGCAUGGUUAUUUACAACUAGAGGAAGUGGCUUUUGUAAUGUGGAUAAAUCUAUUAUAGAAUCCCUUCAUUUAUUAUCCCUGGUUUUCCUUUCCUUAACACUCCCUGCCCUUUUACUCUCUCUCUCCCAUCCUUUUAUCUAUUCAGUCUAGAUUUCCAUUUUAUUGCUUUUUAGUGCUCAUCCUCUCAUAUUUCUCCUCCCCACCCUCUAUUUUUGCUGCCACUUCCUUUUGUCCAACACCUUUACUUGUGUUUUUUUUUAUAUAUAUAUCCAUCUGCUCACUACUCACAUUACAAACAGCCCCCCUCCCCCUCCCCCCAUCUCCUUCAUCCAUCUGCGUGGUAUAAAGGGUGAUGAAGAUGAAAAGGGCAGAGGGGUGGAGGAUGAUGGAGGAGAAGACAUUGAAGAUGUGCAGUGGUUGUGAUGGAUGAAUACGCGCCGAGGCAUUAUGAAGACUGUGCUUCAUUUUUAAACUGGCACAAUAAGAACUGCCUGCACAUGAACGCGGUCAAGAAAUAUUCCUUCUGAAAAAUACAGUGAAGAAGUGCCCACAAAUAAGAGCUGGGGCAACAUCAUACUGACACAAUAGACAGUUCCAUCAUUCUUUAGGCUGUUACAUGUCUUGGCAAAAGUGGAUAUGAUAUGAUAUGAUAUGAAGCCAGACACACAAAAAAAAAUUGUUUUCAGUGUAAAGUAGCUUUUCUUAAACUAUUAUUAUAAUGCUUUUAAUUCAACUCCUCUGACAAAAUUUAUAAAUAUGGCCUUUGGGCCCGAUCAAGUUAAUGUCAAUUCCAGCUAUUUUGCAGAAGGUUUAUUUUCUUCCUGACAGACUUAAAGUUAUUAUGAGAUGUACUACACAUUUGGAAAAUGGUGCUAAAUUGUGUCUGUGAGUCGCUCUUCUGUCAAAUGUUUUUUUUCCAGAACCUUGUUUUUGUUGACAAAAGCUGAUGUUCUAUCCACUCCCCAAUUAUUUGACUUUUAUUUCUAACCACCCGGUUCUCAGUACAGUAACAAAGAUGAUGCCCCUUUUCCUUCCAGCAUUAAAGAGUAUUUUACUGUGCUAUUUUAAAACACGCAUGUUCUCGCUUUUG
Molecule: messenger RNA, 4192 nt
Organism: Solea solea (common sole)
Lineage: Eukaryota; Metazoa; Chordata; Actinopteri; Pleuronectiformes; Soleidae
Product: leucine-rich repeat and fibronectin type III domain-containing protein 1-like protein
Exons: 9
Coding region: 565-2649 (694 amino acids)
Molecular function (GO): protein binding
Source: RefSeq, a predicted model, not a curated record